Stereum hirsutum FP-91666 SS1 is the source of this 1741-nucleotide messenger RNA. RefSeq lists its product as uncharacterized. NCBI's taxonomy places the organism in Eukaryota, Fungi, Basidiomycota, Agaricomycetes, Russulales, Stereaceae. Gene Ontology annotation, cellular component: Cdc73/Paf1 complex. The record is from RefSeq and is a predicted model, not a curated record. Gene Ontology annotation, molecular function: RNA polymerase II complex binding; chromatin binding. Bases 71 to 1576 code for a protein of 501 amino acids. The transcript is spliced from 7 exons. Gene Ontology annotation, biological process: transcription elongation by RNA polymerase II.
UAACUUCUAGCUUGGCCUCACAUCAUCCUCUCUUAGAAGCUUGGUCACUUCUAAUAAGCUAGUCGGCAUCAUGAGCGUAAAGAAAUCAAAGCUGGAUCUCCUUGUUCGCGUCCGAUAUCAAAACCCACUUCCAGCACCUCCAUGUCCUCCGAAAAUCCUCGAUAUUCCUACUGCUGUUCUCCGCUAUGCUCGACCUGAACUUCUCGAUUCGGUCGCAAACGAGAUGCCUCUGCCGAUGAUCGUCGACGCUGAGUGUGGAAUGCCCCUGGAUCUGGCCAAAUGGGAGGCGUUAUGGGAAGAGGGAGCAGACGAAUCUGCUCUAAAUCCGGAUCCAGAAGCAGUGGCUUUACUUGAUCCAAAAGACCAAUUGUUGCUUCUUGACCCCUCAUCGUCCUCAGCCUUCGGGACAGGCGAGUUCUCGAGGGUUGGCUCCGGCGUGUCAACACCAAUAGCGCAUGUCCCAUGGCUACGAAAGACGGAGUAUAUUAGUCGCGACGCGGCCUCUACCGCACCACGAAUAUCGCAAAACGAUGUGCGUGACCUGUACGAUGAGGUUGACGUCUCGCACGAAGCUCAGCUCCGCGCUGUGGAAACUUCCUUUGAAGCUGCAAACGUAGACGAUUCGCUUUCUUCCUUCAGGCAUCCGACAAAACCGUCUGUGCACGCCGUGGAAAGCUAUGAGAUUCUGCCAGACGCGGAUACAUGGGCAAACUCGUACGACUUGUUCAAAUUUAGCGAACGGCCCGGGGAUCGGAAUCCAGAGCUCGAUGAUCCACGGCUGGACUGCGCUAUAAUGCGACCUAUGGAGGACGAGGGAGAGCAUUAUCUAGCAUACUACCUUAUGAAGGAAGACCAGGAUGCCUCACGGUUCAAACAAGCACGACUUGAGUCUGGUAUUGAUGCACUCGUCCCGGAAGACGAGGCUACAGAUUUCCACUUUGUGCGAGACUACGAGGUUGUCAAGAUCGAACAAGACGUACCCAACGAGUUUCUGCUACUAUUCGAUGAUGGUGACAUCGAAGUCGAUGUGCCACCUUCUGUGUCACACCAUAUUCCUGUACCAAAGGCGGACAAACCUGCUGAUAGGGGCGAGGCACGGGAGUUGGAAAAGAAGAGACAACGGGAACGACAGAGAGAGCCCCGAGGCAAAGGCGUGUAUUACAAGGAUAUCAAACGGAAGAUGCUUUUGAAAAAGAAGCGCACUGAACCAAUGGAGCACUCCCCAGAUAAAUGGGCACUCAUUCGUUUUGCACAUGUUCCUCCUUCACCCGAAGAAAUUGAAGAGCGGUCCGAGACACUGGCGGAAGUCUACGACCCGCUCUACCUUCUACACGAAGCAGACGCAGAAGGUGAAGAUGAUAUCGUCGUGCACAAUGGCCCAACGACAAACGCGCACACUGGGAUCACAAAGAAUGGUGUGGCAAGCGGUGGUGUCAUCGCUUUGGGUGCCGAACCUACUGGAUCCAAUGGUGCAAUGGACGGGAUCAUCGAGCAAGGAUUGAGCGGAGAUGGAGCCGGAGUACAGGCAGCUGAGAUGGAUGCGAAUGGUGGUGGCGAGCCCAUCAAAGUAGAGUAACUCAUUCGUUUCGAUGAAGGUCUGUUACUCGUCUUGCAUUGCUUAUCUUGUAUCGGUCAUCGCGCUUGCUCUCGUAUUGAACCAUCAGUUUCGUACGAUAUCGCUCCCCGCAAAGGGUUGCCUGCGAUUGGGUAGAUAUCGUAUGAGGUCCUGGUUUCAUUUACC